ACCCUCCCCCAGAAUGAGAUUCGCCAUGCUAUUGGUCCAGGUUCCAUAACACAUGCACUGCAGCUAAUCUAACCUGAAACCAUUUGAGGAGAUAGAAGCCAAGAUUUGAAGAAUGAAGACUUUUGUAAAUCUAUGUCUGGGAAUUUUUAUACUUCACACAGCCUUAGCUGCUCCCCCAACAGACGCCAUAAACUAUGACACGGAUACAUAUGAGGAUGUAUUGGACAGCCUUUAUGACUAUGACGAAAAUCCUAUUGUUGAUCAAGGAAAGAUAGAGAUUGGGACUGUUUUACCAGUUGUGAACAGGCCGAUCCUUUCACCAGAACGGGUUCCAGAGGAAACAGAAGAAGCAGAAGAAUCAACUCCAAAAUUAAUUGAUGGUUCUUCACCACAGGGACCCUUGACUCCUGGAGUCCUAGGUCCAGACACAAAUGGAGGCAUUUCACCGACAUGUAUUCUGUGUGCUUGUCUCAUUACAACUGUUUACUGCGAUGACCACAACCUCGAUACAAUCCCUCCUCUUCCCAAAGAAACCACCCAUGUCUACUUGCGUUUCAACAGAAUAAGCAAAAUAAGCAAACAUGACUUUAACCAUCUAACUAAAUUAAAGAAGAUAGAUUUGUCAUCAAACAUCAUAGCUGAGAUCGAUGAAGAUGCCUUUAGGAAUCUGCCACAACUGUCUGAGCUCAUACUCCGAGAUAACAACAUAAGGCAACUUCCAGAGCUUCCCAACACCAUGAAUUUCAUUGAUGUCAGCAACAACAGACUUGGCCCCAAAGGAAUAAAGCAAGAGGCAUUCAAAGACAUGGAAGAUCUUCACAUUUUGUAUUUAACCAAUAACCACCUGAACCACAUCCCUAUACCUCUUCCUGACAACCUGCAGUCUCUUCACCUACAAGAUAACAACAUCCAGGAAAUGCAUGAGGAUACUUUCUGCAAAAUGAAGGACUGGACAUAUGCUCGCAGGGCUCUUGAAGACAUUAGACUGGAUGGCAACCCCAUCAACCUGAGCAGAACACCCCAAGCCUUCAUGUGUCUGCCUCGUAUUCCAAUAGGCAGACUUGUCUAAACUGGAGGAAUACCAAAAACACAGCUAUAAAAACUCACUACUAAGUCACUGACAUGGCAGUCUAGAGCAUAUAAGAUAUUGCAGUGUCAAAUACAACAUGAUAAAGAAGCUGUGUAUAAUUGGAUGCUAUUCAAAUUAACCAUUUUUUGCAAACCAAAGCAAAAUGGAUUGAGGAAAGAAAAUCAAAAAUAAAUGUCAAAUGUUCAAUACUAUAAAAAAAUUGAAAGGGCAAAAAAAGGGAAAAUAGUAUGCGCAGUACUGUACAUAAUGUAUUAAGCAUUAAUGUGAUUUGUACCUGAUUGUACCUGCUGCAAAGACCUCUCAUUUGUUAACAUUGUGUGCUACCUAAUUAUUUCACUAACCUGAUUGGUGCUAGCUAAUAUAAAUGUGCAACUCAUUAAACAUGGAUAAUGAAGCCUGGAUUUACAAAGAAAAAAGGGACUUAGUAAAUAUCAGGCUGACUGUAUAGAAUUUACUAUUUUUUUUGUAAAUGCAAAAGGAAUGAAAGUUUCCUAUAAAUCUAAAUUUUGAUAUUAUUUUAACUACAGAGUUAGUUUUCUAAUUGUCACAAAAUUCAACAUCAGACUUUUAUGUGUACCUUAUGUGACAUAUACUGUAAUUUUCCAAAAACACAAAUCUCAUCAACUUCAUUAAAGUUCUUCACCGGA
This is a messenger RNA of Xenopus tropicalis (tropical clawed frog), 1737 nucleotides long. RefSeq names its product epiphycan (gene epyc). The transcript is spliced from 7 exons. The coding region runs from base 113 to 1069 and encodes 318 amino acids. NCBI's taxonomy places the organism in Eukaryota, Metazoa, Chordata, Amphibia, Anura, Pipidae. The record is from RefSeq and is a predicted model, not a curated record. Gene Ontology annotation, cellular component: gel phase of interstitial matrix.